AUGGCCGACCAGGUUGAGGGUCUCAUCGACGUCCCCAGGGAGUUUGUCAAGGAGGGCAUCCAGUUCAUGAACAAGUGCCAGAAGCGAGGAAGCUUGGUGCGAGAUGGCUGCUGCGGAUCCGACCGCAAAGAGUUUAUCAAAAUCUCCCAGGCCAUUGCCAUGGGCUUCGUCGCCAUGGGCACCGUCGGCUACCUCGUCAAGCUGAUCCACAUUCCCAUCAACAACAUCCUUGUCGCUGGCGCAUAA
Akanthomyces muscarius is the source of this 246-nucleotide messenger RNA. RefSeq lists its product as uncharacterized. Gene Ontology annotation, cellular component: Ssh1 translocon complex; membrane. Gene Ontology annotation, molecular function: transmembrane protein transporter activity. The transcript has 4 exons. The record is from RefSeq and is a predicted model, not a curated record. Gene Ontology annotation, biological process: protein targeting; post-translational protein targeting to membrane, translocation. The coding region runs from base 1 to 246 and encodes 81 amino acids. Lineage: Eukaryota; Fungi; Ascomycota; Sordariomycetes; Hypocreales; Cordycipitaceae.